CCCUGGGCAAUAGGGGAUCAUGGGGCCCCUGUGUCCUUGCCCAAACUCAAAAAAGCCUAUGAAAAAGGUACCAGGGGCUUCCAUUGGGCCCCCUACUGCCCCCGGGCCCUCGGGCAGUGCCCGAGUUUCCAAAUGGUCAGUCCGCCCCUGCUACAGUAUAUUCAUUGCAUACAAAGUCUCCCAACUGUCCCUGAUUUUGCGGGACUGUCCCUCAUUUGGAACAAAGUCCCUCUGUCCCUCCUUCCUCCUCAUUUGUCCCUCAUUUUGGUCUGAUCAAUAUAGUUGUAUACAAAAUGCACUAUUGAACUAUUAAAAAGUGUUUUACAGUGUUGAAUCUUUUAUCCAGUUUCUAAA
This is a messenger RNA of Staurois parvus, 354 nucleotides long. The record is from the annotation of a GenBank genome assembly. Lineage: Eukaryota; Metazoa; Chordata; Amphibia; Anura; Ranidae.